AUCGAACAGGAGAUAAAGAAAGGUAUUGAAGCUGCUAUGUCAGACAAAAUGGAGUCGCUGAUAGAUAAGAAAAUGGCAACUACAAAUGAAUCUAUCGAAACAUCUGUCCAAGACAAACUUAAAGAUAUAGGAGUAACGUACGUCAGGUGGGCUAGGAAAAGUUGUCCUAAUGCUACUGAACUGGUUUACACAGGAAAAGCCGGAGGAAAUCAUCCAGAGCACAAAGGUGGUGGAUCAAACUACAUUUGCCUUCCAAACGAUUCUGACAAUGGACAAUUUCAACCACAUGACACUCACGUUUUAUUUGGUGUGGAAUACCAGACAUUUUAUAACUCGAAGUUACAUGGAUGGUUAAAUAGUUUAGGAGACAAAUAGUUUCCUUGCGCAGUUUGUCAUAGAAAGAAAUCGACUGUUCUAAUGAUUCCUUGUAACUUUCUACAAUAAUUUACAUGAUCAGUGUAGAUCUUAAUAUUGGCAUUGUUUUAACACUUUAAAACCUAUCCGGUACAUUAUUAUUUUAAUAUUCUAAAUACUUUAUAUCGU
Messenger RNA from Mytilus californianus (California mussel), 543 nucleotides. RefSeq lists its product as uncharacterized. The transcript has 3 exons. Bases 37 to 375 code for a protein of 112 amino acids. Lineage: Eukaryota; Metazoa; Mollusca; Bivalvia; Mytilida; Mytilidae. The record is from RefSeq and is a predicted model, not a curated record.